AGUUAAACACGCAGCAUUUGUAGACUUGUAACUUUCUUGCUGUCUGAAGUACCUACUGCAAGGCACGGGCAGCAUUUUGCUCGAACCUAUCUUCAAAUGCAGGCAACACCAUCCAGCGCCCUCAGCACCCUUGCUGACCCUCCUGCUCGAAUGGUUGAUGGUGCAGCCAUGGAUUACUUCUUGAUCGAAGUUGUGAAUGCUCUUCGUGUCUCAUCAGCAGUUGCAGCUGCUAGGGCAAGCAAAACAGAGCGUGAAAUGGUUGAAGCUGGGUUGGUUCCUCCACCACCACCUGCCAAACAACAGAAUCCGAGGGACAGCGCCAGUAGCACGACAGGUAAGAUAUCAGGGCCUACGGAUGAGGAAGAGGGCGUCAGGUCUAGGCUGGAAGUUAUCGGCAUGCAUGUUGGGGGUAACUUUGCGGAGAGGCUUUGCCGCGAUCGCCCAUUAUUCGGUGACUCUCUAGACGUUAUCAAGUUUGUUUGCAAGGAUCUUUGGACUUCUUGCUGGGAUAAACAAGUCGACAACUUGCGCACGAAUCACAGAGGGGUCUAUGUUCUCCAAGAUAAUGCAUUUAAGCCAAUUGCUCGGAUUUCCUCGUGGGAGGGUCGACAAGAAGCCCUCAGGCGAGCAAAGUUGUAUGUCGCACUUCCCGCUGGGAUCAUUCGAGGUGCAUUGUCACGAGUCGGCCUUCAUGGAACGGUGGUUCCUGAAAUUACUACUCUACCUCAGUGCACCUUCCAGAUCAAGCUACCAAAGAACACAUGAAGCUGUAGCACCAUCUCAACAUGACACCUUUAGACAACAACCAACGCUAGCCCAAGUUGUAGAUCAUCGUGGCUGCGGAACUUGGAUCCCGUCUCAGUAGAACGGUUGAAGAUAUCGGGGUCACAAAGUGGUGAAAUGGAAAAUAAGUAGGCAAUGCGGAAGUGACAGGCCUUGCGGGUUCCCCGAAUCAGUGUAUCGAUUUUCCGGCGAUGGAACUUCUCGAUAUUGUUCAACUCCUAGUGGAUU
Molecule: messenger RNA, 1011 nt
Organism: Suillus paluster
Lineage: Eukaryota; Fungi; Basidiomycota; Agaricomycetes; Boletales; Suillaceae
Product: NO signaling/Golgi transport ligand-binding domain-containing protein
Exons: 5
Coding region: 97-765 (222 amino acids)
Biological process (GO): endoplasmic reticulum to Golgi vesicle-mediated transport; regulation of GTPase activity
Cellular component (GO): cis-Golgi network; trans-Golgi network; TRAPP complex
Source: RefSeq, a predicted model, not a curated record